AUGUUUUUCAAUUUUCUUUUAGAAAAUACCAAGGGAACAUCUGCGGAAGUGCAACAGCAACCGCAGGCGCUGUUGCAAGCACUCCCCCAACAGCAACAGGAAAUGGAACCGGAGUUGCAACAACAACUGGAGCCGCAGUUGCAACUCCAGCCCCAGCCGGAACUGCAACUGGGACUUCCGCCGCAGCAGCUGCAGCAGCCGCAGCAACCACAGCUGCAAUAUAACGUAUCUCAACAGCCGCAGAUAUCGCUGCGUCUGCAGCAACCACCGCAGCUGCUGCCGUUGUCCCAGUUGCAACAACAAAUGCAGCAUCUGCACUUGCAGCAAAGUCAGAGACCUCAACGGACCCCGUUGUUGCGACUGCAGCAGCAAGUUCAGCAGCAGCACUCGCGGGAGAUCAAAGAGCUGCGAUCGCAUCUGCAUCUGCACCAUCUGCACCAGCAACUACCGCAGCAGCAGCAGCAACUGCAAGACCAGCAGUAA
Molecule: messenger RNA, 483 nt
Organism: Osmia bicornis bicornis
Lineage: Eukaryota; Metazoa; Arthropoda; Insecta; Hymenoptera; Megachilidae
Product: cAMP-dependent protein kinase catalytic subunit-like
Exons: 1
Coding region: 1-483 (160 amino acids)
Source: RefSeq, a predicted model, not a curated record